AUGCCACCAAAAGAGUAAGUCGUUACGGAGAUAUCACAGACACUCAUGCAAUCUAACUCUUUCUCAGGAAAACAGAUGGUUCGGAGCUGGAAGGGACUUCGGAAGAUGAGGGUCAAGGACAAUCUGAGCAUUUUACCCAACCUGCACCACCUCCAGUCAAACCACCUAGGAAGUUGAAAGUUCCUAAGUUCUUGACCGAGGAGAUACCUAUUGAGGCGGCUCCUGAUCCAGCAAACACCUUUAAAGAUCACGAACAACCGCCGGUUAAUGAGCGCCUUGAACAAAUCAAGGCUUUUCUUGCUGAUGAGGAUGCGAACCGGUGCUUAGAUUUCAAAGACAAGCUCAGUCAAAUCCAAGAAUACCUCACCCAUGUCGAAAGAUACCAACUUCCACGGGAUUGGAAAUUGUUCAAAGAUGCAAAGGUUAUGGCAGAAAUACAAGCCUAUUGGCAUGAUCGCAUGGAAAAAUCAGAUCUCGGCGAUCCUCUAUGUUUAGAUUCUCCUCAAGUCCAGCCAUAUAGUACGAGGCUCAUGUCGAAUGAAGUGACUCUUGCUAUUCGAGAAACAAAGGAGGUCAAUGGUACUCAAACACAAGUCCGCGAAGAUCGUCCUCCUUUCACAAUACAACGUACUAAGGAUCACCCUGUAUUUCUCAGGGCCAUAAAAGAGGAUGCCAGGAAAACUCUGACGGACCUUACGGAGGAGGAAGAGAAUCGUAAUCUCUUCAAAAUUGAAAACCGAGCAUAUGGUGACGCCAAGAAUAACCCAGCAUUAAUUCCCCUUUGGACAGAUCCUAUUCGUGGUCUCUCUGAUACUGGAAAGGCUCAAAGUAGCGGUGAUCCUUGGUAUGGCAGCAGCCAGGUUCUAGGUGUCACUCCACAAACGGUGAUUAAGGCAGAACCAAAGCACAACCCAUUACCCGCUGUCAUCAAUACAUACCAGGAAGUUGUACGGUACUACUUGGAGAUGUACCGAGACAAUGUUCUUAAUCUUGGAAUUGGAGAUCAGCGGCACGCAAAGGACUGGAACGUAGCGGUUUUGAAGGCCUUUUUACGAUUAUUCCCGACGCCAGAUGCCAAAGACUUGGAGCGUAACGCUCACGUAUAUUCAACUGGGCAAAGACAAGGUGAUAUGACAGAUGAGGAGUAUAGAGUUGUCAAAGACGAUUGGAAGAACUACAACGAUUUACAGGAUAAACUAUUGGAGCAUCUCUCUGCCAAGACUACUCCUAAAGUACAAUUCUACUUUGACGAGCCAGAUAUGGUCAAGACGGAUAUAUAUGAUCCUGCCAAGAUUAAUAUUCCCAGAGAGUAUGGUGAACGAAUGAGGGAAGUGCGUGAGAUGCAGGACGAGCUCGUCAUUCAUUUUAGGGAAUGUCGUGAUAACGGGGGCCCACAAAAGUGCAAUUGGUUCAUACUGGGAAGAAUGGCGGAGAUACUUGCACCCGUUGAGCCUGAUAUCUUUCGUGAAGUGGGACAACAUUGGACGCAAUUCAGAACCAGGCUUCUACCUUUGCUUUGGGAUAAAGCGUACAGACCACGAGAUAAGACUAGGUGGCUCAGGAGGCGUGACUCGGCAGAGAGAGCUGUGAUUGAACCUUAUAUCGAGAGAUUGCGGAAUCUCUGGACUGUUAUUUUUGACCAUAAUCCUGAACUUCAACGCGACGAGUCCACUGUGCAGAACGGCGAACCAUGGAUUGUAUUGUUACCAUUACAAAAGGGGGCUCUACGGACAGACCCAACAAGACAUAAGUUAGCGCCUAACUUUCUACAACCAUUCAUCUUCUAUGUGCCUUGGGCUACCCCUAAACCUGAGCUUUCUCUGGAUUUGAAAAACCAAUUAGAAAGAAUUCAUCGGCUUUUCAGAUUUAAACAAGAAGCCGGAGGUAAACUAACAGACGCUCAAUUGAUAGUACUCCGACAGAAUCUAGCUCCUUUCUUCUAUCCUAGACUUCGUCGAAUGUAUGAUCAGACACUCAGCGAUGAUCAGAAAGUGAGAGAUCCUGCACUUCGAGCAUUUUCUCAGAUCUUCGACCCUUGGCUCGCGGGAUUCGAAGGAAUUGGAAUUGAGAUUAGGAGUUAUAAGCCUGAGGAGACCCAGGCUUUGCUAAAGAGGACCAUACCGGCAGUUUUAGCAGAUGCAAAAAAUGAGGCGAAAGCUCCUCAAUUCAGACAGCGAGAUCCGUCGGUUCUAUAUCAAAGUCAACAAAGUUUGGACCCGGAUUUGUUAAAUACUCUCAAUGUACAACUGAACCGAGAUCUUCCAGAUGAUGGCGAUGUGGGAGAUUCUACUGAUGGAGGUUGGUCCCAGGACUUGAGAAGAACUUACACGAGGGUAUUAGGUCCUCCGACAUUGCAAAGCAUGAGAGAACAAUUAGCCUACCUCGAACAAGAAAUAUCGGAAGUUAGCCCUAAUGAUGUCAUUGGUAAAGGCGCCUUGAAAAAAGAAUGGGCUAUUCUUAUGCGAAAGUGUAGCCAGGAGGAGAGACGAACCAUCUUGGGAGUCAAGGCUGCCGCGAAAUCCAAGCUCAAGGAUAAAACAAUCACUGUUUUACAGAGUGUAGAUUUUGUUGGCACAGAUGUCGAUACGGACAAUCUUCCCGGAGUCUUUUACCUCGCCACUGAACCGCCUUCACCCAUGACAAUUCAUCCUACAAAAGUGGACGCUCUGUCUCUUGUACCAGAUCUUGACACCGGUCUCCAUCGUAACCGAGAGGAAAACUGGCAACAAUUUAUCUUAGGCUACCCGAAACAAACCUCUCGUUAUGACACAGGCACAUUAAACUUUCAGUCAAAGGCUGAAAGAAGGGGUAUCCAGAGAGCGGCGAUUGAGAUGGCUUUAAAUUUUCUUGCUUCAAAUUAUGAGCAGCGUCGACCAGGCGAUCGAUUUCGUCGUGUUGUACUUCCUUCACCAUGGAAGCCACCUCUACCGGAAGUACCAAUAUCAAUGGAACUUGAACCGAGCAAGCGACCUGUAGAAUUGGACACGAAAUACUACACUAAACUCAUGGUUGAAUACACACGAUGGAAAGAUGAUGAUUGGUAUGAUGCUCGUGAAAAGAUCAUGAAGAUUUCCCCAGGUCUAGUGCCUCCGCCAGCUAAUUAUAAUGGUCCUUUUGCCAUUCCGACAAUGUUCGAAUACCAAGACGCUGCUGCCAAAUAUUUGGGAAACUUGACUCCGACUUGGAACGCUUUGUUACAUGCAGCUAAGGUUUUUGCACGUCCAUUCUUGACUGCGGUUCUUGCACGUGUCCAGAGGGGUGUAGAUUUUGAGCCUGGUGAAUCAGUCGAUGCUCUUUACGAAGAAGCAAAUGGUUUAGAGAUAAGAUUGACACCGCAAGAACUUGGUGUCCUUCGGGAAUUAAGUGAACCAUCUUGGAAUUGUCAUUGGCUUCCAUAUCCUCGGGUUGCAAAUGAAGCAGAAGAUAUGCCUCGGCAGAUUCUCGAUGAGUUUGAAAGAGAUAUUGAAGCCCUGCCAGAAGCAGAAAAGCCUCCGUACUGGUCAUCAGGACAACCUCCCACUGCUCCUCAACUUUUUGAUAUACCAGAGUCGCAGAGGGAUCUUCGUUUGACCAGUAGAUAUGAUCCCGAUGUUAACUCUACCGAGUUUAUCUCCAUGGCUGUUCUUCUCCAACAUAUAAACAAUCGUCGGCUUGAUCAAAAUUUGCCUACGUGGGACGUGGAUAGUGCGAGAGGCCACCUCACAAGAAUGCAUAAAUAUCAUCACAUACAGUAUGUUUUGUACGAAACCAUUGACUUUAAAAAUUGCUAAUUUGUUUAGUUUUGAGCCAGCUGACGAAGUAGAUAUACAAGAGGGGCUAGAUAAUGAUCACGUAGCAAGAGUGGCACUUACAGGCCACCCCGAGAUGAAGUAUGUAGAAAGCCGAGCACGAGCACACCACACGUAUGGGAUUCAACAUGAGUAUGAUACCAACACCUACACUGUUCAAUACAACGCGGAUCGCUUCACGGGACCUCCCAUUAUCCAACCUAAAAUCUACAAUUUUAUGGAAAGGGCUUCCUUCAAAUUCGGUAGGGCCAUCGCUAUGUACACGGAAGAACUCACAUUGGACGAAACACAUUACACGUCAGAUCUGAGUCUCGAAAUUGUCAGUCACAGCUAUGGGAACACGAUAAAGCGCUCAGAAGGCGUAGAGCUCUACCCGGGCGAACCAAAUGUACCCCGUGCAAAUCCAAACCCGAAUAACAUAACCCUCAUCCGCAUCGCAUCUGACCUCUAUAAAGUCGCUCCCGAUAUUUUCACCGACCAUGGUCUCAACCCUGAAACGCUGCUCGAUCCUAUUGUCCCAUUCCAAGCAAGAAUGCAAUACGCAGCCCUAAUGAUCCAAACACAAGUCAUCGAAGAACUAAACAACAAUUGGGAAUCGCGGUUCCCUAUCAAUGAAAAAGUGUGGGGCUUCGCACGAGAUCGACUUGUGAACCCAGUACGUACUGUGGUAGCAGGCCGUACAUUUACGGAAUAUCAUCAACCGCGCCAAUACUUCAGUAUGCGGAGAUGGCCACCUUGUGAACAGAGUCCUACUAGUCAACAGGUUAUUAGGGAUAGUGGACCCGUGUUACAGGCGAAGAUUACAAAGGUGGUUGUUCCUAAGAAAUCAAGUGAGGAGAAGAAAAUGGAAUCAUUGAGGCAGAAGAAAGAGCCGAGGCAUAUUGGGGGUGGGCUGCCCAAUUUCCCAUUUGGGGAGACACCUUAUCAGCAGGCUUAUUUGAGUUGGAGGAUCCAGGAGGAUUUGAAAGAUGGUGAGUUUCCCUUUCAUUUUCCCUUUUUUUAACUCUAUAAUUCACCAAGAUACUAAUUUCCUUACUCCCCAGUCCCCGAAUUCAAUCCCCCACCAAAAACAGGUCUGUCCAAAUAUCUUCCCGCUCUCAGUCCCCCUCCACCACCGAUAGACCACUACGCCCUCCCCAAAAUCCCCUCUUCUUUCCACGCCCGCAGUAUCCCCAUCGAGCUCCUCCGUCAACGAACCAUAACCGCCGCUCAAGCCCUCCCAGGUCUUCCUUCACUCACCGAAUACUACCGAGAAGCCGACGAAGCGCAAAAAAUCCGCAAAUACGAGGAAUGGAAAAAAGCCAACGAGCGGAUUCAAAAAAUCGAAGAAUUAGCAGGGAAGAGCUGGGAGAAUAUGGAGAGGGAUGAGAGGGAGCAGUGGGAGACUGAAUUGGCUUUGGCGGAUAUGGAGGAACAGAGGGUGUUGCAGAAUAAGGGGGAAUUUGGUCCUGCUGGUGAUGGAGUGGAUGCUCGUCUUCCUGAUGUUGGGGGGAGAGACUUGGUGCUUAGGAAUGCGCAGAAUGGGGGGAAGAGGAGUAGGAGUGCGAGUGCGAGUUCGGUUGGGAGGGUGGGAAAAUCGAAGAGGAGGAGUGCUAGGCUGUCGCCGAUUCGAGUUGGACCGGUGAUGUCCGGGGCUUUGUAG
This is a messenger RNA of Sclerotinia trifoliorum, 5430 nucleotides long. NCBI's taxonomy places the organism in Eukaryota, Fungi, Ascomycota, Leotiomycetes, Helotiales, Sclerotiniaceae. The record is from the annotation of a GenBank genome assembly.